Molecule: messenger RNA, 879 nt
Organism: Trichoplax adhaerens
Lineage: Eukaryota; Metazoa; Placozoa; Uniplacotomia; Trichoplacea; Trichoplacidae
Exons: 10
Biological process (GO): microtubule-based movement; mitotic cell cycle
Cellular component (GO): microtubule
Molecular function (GO): ATP binding; microtubule binding; plus-end-directed microtubule motor activity
Source: RefSeq, a predicted model, not a curated record
GAUCAUGUCUUUGCUAACGAAAAUGACAACAGCGAUGUUUAUCAAAAAGUCGCUAGUCCAAUUGUUACAGCAGCCAUGGAAGGAUUCAAUGGUACCAUCUUCGCUUAUGGCCAGACGUCAUCUGGUAAAACCCAUACGAUGAUGGGCAACCAUAAUGAUCCCGGUGUUAUUCCAUUAGCUGUUAACGAAAUAUUUCGUUACAUCAAUCAGAAACCAAAUCGGGAAUUUCUACUAAGAGUUUCCUACAUGGAAAUUUAUAACGAGGUUAUUACUGAUUUACUAAAUCCGUCCAAUACUAACCUGAAAAUUCAUGAGAAUCAAAAGAAAGAGGUCUAUGUUGGAAGCUUAACGGAGAAUAUCGUCAAUUCACCGAGUCAAAUUCUAACUAUUAUGACUCAAGGAGAAACUCAUCGUCAUACCGGUGGAACAAAUAUGAAUGAAAGAAGUAGUCGAUCACAUACUAUAUUUAGAAUGAUUAUCGAAAGUCGCGAACAAAACCAAGAUCAGAAUGAAGCUGAUCAAGACACUGCUGUUAAAGUUUCAGCACUGAAUCUGGUAGACUUAGCUGGAUCAGAGCGCGUAUCUCAAACUGGUUCAGAGGGAAUAAGAUUAAAAGAAGGUGGCUUUAUUAAUAAGAGCUUAUUAACAUUGGGAAGUGUUAUCGCAAAACUUAGUGAAGGCGAAGGAAAUUUUAUCCCAUUCAGAGAUUCUAAAUUGACGAGAAUACUUCAAUCAUCUCUUGGCGGCAAUGCUUUAACUGCAAUAAUAUGUACGGUAACGCCAGUAUCAUUAGAUGAAACGUCGAGUACCUUGAAAUUUGCUAGUCGAGCUAAGAAAAUCAAGAAUAAACCAGAAGUAAAUGAAGUUGUCGAUGAUGAA